Molecule: messenger RNA, 267 nt
Organism: Aureococcus anophagefferens
Lineage: Eukaryota; Pelagophyceae; Pelagomonadales; Pelagomonadaceae
Exons: 1
Cellular component (GO): nucleus
Source: RefSeq, a predicted model, not a curated record
GACCUGUCCAUCGUCGCGUGCACGCAGGGCUGGCUCGACAAGUGCGGCUACGAGGCCGGCGACAUCCUCCACCGCAACUGCCGCUUCCUCCAGGGCCCGCUCACGUGCUUCGAGACGAUCAUGCGCAUCCGCACUGCUCUCGAGACGGCGACGUCGCUCGCGGUGCGCCUCGUCAACUACACGAAGCACGGCCACCCCUUCCUCAACGAGUUCCUCAUGUGCCCCCUCGUCUCCAAGCGCGGCGGCAUCGCCUACUACAUCUCCGUC